AUGAGCGACCAUGGAGGGCCAGAACAGGCCGCGGAAGAUCGCUCGAACGAGGCCGAGCAGCAGGAAAACGGUGUAGCCAAUCAUGACCCAAGCAGAAGUGACACCCAUAAUUACGAAAAUGGCCAAGGAGAGAACGUAGCGAACGACCAGCCCCCACUGAUAGAUAACGAUGGCAUGACGAGAGGCCCCAUGUCCAGCGCAGGAAUCCCGACACUACCCAGUAACAUGAACCUCUUUAGUAACCAUCAGGGUCCCCCUAACAACCUAUAUUACAACAUGGCGCAGUACGACAUUAACCCGAAUUUGAUCGAGUUGCCUGAAAAGGGGAAAAACGCCCCCACUUCAUCAGCGCCCGCAGCGGCAGGAGCAGGAGCAACGGGGGCGAGCUUCGUGAACGGCAUGAAUUCGUUUCCUCCAAGCAUGUCGAACUUGCCACCCAACAUGCUGAACAUGCCGCCCCUCAUGAGCAGCCUCCCCCCAAACAUGGCCAACCUGCCGCCCAACAUGGCCAAUCUGCCUCCCAAUAUGCCUCCCAACAUGCCGCCCAACAUGGCCAACCUACCACCAAACAUGCCGCCCAACAUGAACUACCUGCCACCCAACAUGAACCCCCUCAUGCCCAACAUGAUGAACCUGCCCCCUCCUCCCUUCAUGAUGAAAAUGAAAAACCAAAUAAAUGGCGCUGGACCGGGGAUGAAUGGCAUGCCGUAUUACUUCCUCCCCAGUGGGGCACACAUGGGAAACUACGCACAAACAGGAAUGGAGGACAUGACGGACCCGUUCGGAAACAAUAUGAGUCACCUGCCUCCACCCAUGUACCUUAACGAAAGUGGAGGAGCGGAAGAUUAUUAUCCCUACAAUAACGAUGAGGAGGACUACAUGAGAGGGGAGAGGAGGCACAAUGGAGAGGACAUGCACGAUGAAUACAUAUCACGAAGCGAACGAAGGAAAAGAAGAAGAAGGAGGAGACAUUAUGACGAAGAAAGCUAUUAUGCCAAAAUGAAAUAUAACCAAAUGGAAGAAACAGUAGAAAAGACAGUUGAGAAGGAGGUCAUUCAAGAGCCAACUGAAUUUAACAUAAUGAAAGAAAAGGCACGAAAAUGGAAAAUGAUAAAUAAUAAAAAAUAUUCAAAAAAAAAAAAAUUUGGAGUGAUGGAAGAAAAAGAAGAAAUGCCAUGUGAACAUCUCAGAAAAAUAGUCAAAGAACAUGGAGACAUGAGUAACAAAAAGUACAGAUAUGAUAAGAGAGUAUACUUGGGUGCUUUGAAAUAUGUGCCACAUGCAGUUUUUAAGUUACUAGAGAAUAUCCCCAUGCCUUGGGAACAAAUUAAGAACACAAAGGUAAUCUAUCACAUUACUGGGGCCAUUACCUUCGUGAAUGAAAUUUUCGUCGUCAUAGAUCCUCUGUACAUUGCUCAAUGGGGAACCAUGUGGAUUAUGAUGAGAAGAGAAAAAAGAGAUAGAAAACAUUUCAAAAGAAUGAGAUUCCCCCCCUUCGAUGAUGAAGAGCCUCCACUCGAUUAUGCAGAUAAUAUUCUAGAUAUAGAACCGUUAGAAUGCAUACAAAUGAAAUUAGACAAAGAUGAGGACAGAAGUGUUAUCGACUGGUUUUACGACUCAAAACCUUUGCUAUAUGAUCGGAAUCACAUUUUGGGAACUAGCUAUAAAAAGUAUAAAUUAAGUUUGGAACAAAUGGGGGUCCUCUACAGAUUAGGAAACCAACUCUUUAGCGAUUUUCAGGAUGAUAAUUAUUUUUAUUUGUUUAACUUGAAGUCUUUCUACACUGCCAAGGCGUUAAAUAUGGCCAUACCAGGUGGACCAAAAUUCGAACCCUUGUACAGAGACAUAUACGAAGAUGAUGAAGACUGGAAUGAGUUUAAUGAUAUUAACAAAAUUAUUAUACGUCAACAAAUUAGAACGGAAUACAAAAUUGCCUUCCCUUAUUUGUAUAAUAAUAGGCCAAGAAAAAUUGCUGUUAGUAAGUACCACUCUCCUAUGUGUGUCUACAUCAAGUUGGAGGACAUAGAUCUACCCCCUUUCUACUUCGACCUUAUUAUCAAUCCCAUUCCAUCUUACAAAAUCAGAAAAUUUGAGAACCCAGAGAGGGAGAAAAAACUCCUAGAUGACUUCUAUCUCAUUUUUACAAGAAAGGAGGUACACUACCAGCAGGUGCAUGCCCGCGGAAGAAAUGGGACCAAUUCUAGUCACAGUAAAAAUCGGAGAAGGGAGCAUUCCAGGGAUGAUCCCACAAGCGAGUAUAGUAGUGAUGGGAGCGCUGCGAGUAGUGAGCGAGAAGGAAGGGCAACUCAUUCCAGACGCAGAAAUGGUAGGGUUAACAAAAACGAGAGGGAAAAGUACUCGAGAGAACGAGGAAGCAAGCGAGGAGAUAAACGUGACUCCAGGCGGGACAAAAAAGGUGACUAUCACUCCAGCCAUGAUGCGACCCUGUCAGAUGACUACCAGGAUGACCGUCAUCAGGAGAACAGCGACAGGACAACGUACAGGAAUGGUGGAAGUAAAAGUAGGCGAAGGGCCAGCGAGAAGGGCAGCCAGCACCACCGCAGCAGCGAUGACAACAGCGACACGAACGUUUGCAGCAGCAAGUAUAGGGACGAGGACCAGGUAGACAAUAGCACGAUAGAGAACUAUUCGGGGGAUAACAGCUCCAGGACGGGUUACCCCAGGGGCGGCAAAAAGAGGAGGAACCCCUACGAUGGGGAUGAAGGCGGCGAUUGUGGCGAAGAUAACCGUGACGAAGAUAACCACGAUGAUGGUAACCGUGGCGAAGAUAACCACGACGACGGUAACCGCGGGCCGAAGCAGCUCGAAGCCAAACGGCAAGAAGCCACAACUCCGAAUAAGCUCAAAAUAGUAGUCAAAAAUGUGCAGUACGGAAUGCUGCCCCUGUUGCACGAGUACCCCCUCUACACGGAAAGAACCAUCAACGGAAUUCAACUCUACCAUGCCCCCUACCCAUUUAACAAAAAAUGCGGAUACACAAGGAGAGGAAUAGACAUCCCCCUAGUGCAGUCCUGGUUCAAAGAACACAUAUCGACCAAGUAUCCAGUCAAGGUGAGGGUCUCCUACCAAAAGCUACUCAAAUGUUGGGUACUAAACCAUCUGCACUCCAAGAGACCAAAAAGUAUGAAAAAAAAGUAUCUAUUUAGAAUAUUUAAAAGUACCAAAUUUUUCCAGUGCACAGAAAUGGAUUGGGUCGAAGUAGGUCUACAGGUAUGUAGACAAGGAUACAAUAUGCUCAAUUUGUUAAUCCAUAGAAAAAAUUUGAACUACCUUCAUUUGGAUUACAAUUUCAAUUUGAAACCAGUCAAAACGUUAACCACCAAGGAGAGGAAGAAGUCUCGUUUUGGGAACGCCUUUCACCUGUGCAGAGAAAUCCUAAGACUAACCAAAUCGAUAGUAGAUUCGCAUGUUCAAUAUAGACUUGGAAAUAUUGAUGCGUAUCAACUGGCCGAUGGCAUACAGUAUAUAUUUUCCCACGUGGGUCAACUGACUGGAAUGUAUAGAUAUAAAUAUAGACUUAUGAGACAAGUAAGAAUGUGUAAAGAUUUGAAGCAUUUAAUUUAUUACAGAUUUAACACAGGGUCUGUAGGGAAAGGUCCUGGUUGUGGAAUGUGGGCACCUCUGUGGAGAGUGUGGAUUUUCUUCCUUAGAGGAGUUAUACCCUUGUUAGAAAGAUGGCUGAGUAAUUUACUGGCGAGACAAUUCGAGGGAAGAGUCUCCAAAGGGAUUGCUAAAACGGUUACCAAGCAAAGGGUUGAAAGUCACUUUGAUUUAGAACUCAGAGCAGCUGUCAUGCAUGAUAUAAUCGAUAUGAUUCCUGCUGGAUUGAAAAAUAAUAAAGGAAAAGCUAGACUCAUUUUGCAACAUCUUAGCGAAGCAUGGAGAUGUUGGAAAGCCAAUAUCCCUUGGAAGGUCGUCGGGUUGCCUCUCCCUGUGGAAAAUAUGAUCAUUCGAUAUAUUAAGUUGAAGGCAGAUUGGUGGAUUAACGCUACUUACUAUAAUAGGGAGAGGAUUAAGAGAGGGGCUACUGUGGACAAAACGGUGUGUAAGAAAAAUCUAGGUAGGCUAACCAGACUCUGGCUGAAGGCUGAACAGGAAAGGCAGCAUGAAUACUUAAAGGAUGGUCCUUACGUCACAGGAGAAGAAGCCGUCGCACUGUACACCACGGCAAUUCACUGGUUUGAAUCGCGUAAAUUUACACACAUUCCUUUUCCUCCACUGAAUUAUAAGCAUGACACCAAGUUACUCAUUUUGGCUCUAGAGAAACUGAAGGAAACCUUUACCGUUAAAAAUAGACUAAACCAAUCGCAGAGGGAAGAACUCGGCUUCAUAGAACAGGCGUACGACAACCCGUAUGAAACGCUGUCUAGAAUAAAAAGGCACCUACUCACUCAGAGAGCAUUCAAAGAAAUAUCCAUCUCGUUCCUAGACCUAUACACACACUUAGUGCCUGUGUACGAAGUAGACCCGCUAGAAAAAAUUACAGACGCUUACCUAGACCAGUAUCUGUGGUAUGAGGGAGACCUAAGAAAUUUAUUUCCCAAUUGGGUUAAGCCCUCCGACAACGAACCCCAGCCAUUACUAGUCUAUAAAAUGUGUCAGGGGAUAAAUAACCUACACAACAUUUGGGAAACCAAAAACAAUGAAUGCCUGGUAAUGCUCCAAACACAGUUCAGUAAAAUAUACGAGAAAAUCGAUUUGACUCUCCUGAACAGAUUGCUACGUUUGAUUGUGGACCAUAACAUUGCCGAUUACAUAACCGCAAAGAACAAUACAAAUAUUACCUUUAAAGAUAUGAACCAUAUAAACUCCUUUGGGAUUAUUCGAGGACUACAAUUCUCUUCCUUUGUAUUUCAAUACUACACCAUUAUUAUCGAUUUACUCAUCCUAGGGUUGACAAGAGCGUACGACAUUGCUGGUCCGUAUAACGACGUGAACCCUUUUCUUAGCUACCAGAAUGUGCGUGUGGAGACGAGACAUCCGAUCAGACUGUACUGUAGAUAUGUAGACAAAAUUUGGAUCCUCUUCAAAUUUUCCAAUGAAGAAUCCAAAGAAUUGAUACAAAAAUUUUUAACAGAAAAUCCAGACCCAAAUAAUGAAAAUAUCGUUGGUUAUAAUAACAAGACUUGCUGGCCAAGGGACUGUCGAAUGAGAAAAAUGAAGCAUGAUGUUAAUCUGGGCAGAGCAACAUUCUGGGAAAUUCAAAAUAGAAUCCCCAGAUCGUUGACUUCGCUAGAUUGGGAUCAUCACAAUACCUUUGUGAGCGUCUAUUCGAAGGACAACCCUAAUUUACUUUUCACCAUUGCCGGAUUUGAAGUCCGCAUUUUGCCAAAAAUAAGGCAACUUUCGUACGGCAUUAACAUGUAUACUACGUAUAUAAAUGAGUAUGGAAAGAAGGACCACCCCAGUAAGGAGACUUCCUCAUCCACCACAAAUGCGGAUCAAUCCGGGGGAGGAGAAAAAAACGUGGUCAUAUCAUCCAGCGAAAAGGAAGGCACAUGGAAGCUGCAAAACGAAGUUACCAAAGAAAUCACUGCAGAGGCGUACCUAAAAGUUUCAGAAAAUAGCAUGAAGAGAUUUGAAAAUCGAGUCAGACAAAUUUUAAUGUCAUCAGGAAGUACCACAUUUACCAAAAUUGCAAACAAAUGGAAUACCACCCUCAUCGGAUUGAUGACCUAUUUCAGAGAGGCCGUCUUAGACACAGAAGAGUUGUUAGACCUGCUAGUAAAAUGUGAAAAUAAAAUACAAACUCGUAUAAAGAUAGGUCUAAAUUCGAAGAUGCCUUCUCGUUUUCCCCCAGUGGUAUUCUACACACCUAAAGAAUUGGGUGGCCUAGGAAUGCUCUCCAUGGGGCAUAUAUUAAUCCCAGAGUCGGAUCUACGUUAUAUGAAGCAAACGGACAGUGGGAAAAUUACUCAUUUUAGAGCCGGUCUAUCCCACGAAGAAGACCAACUGAUCCCUAACCUGUAUAGAUACAUCUCCACCUGGGAAAGUGAAUUUUUAGAGAGCCAACGAGUAUGGUGUGAAUACGCACUUAAGAGAAAUGAAUGCCACAAUCAAAAUAAGAAAAUCACAUUGGAAGAUUUAGAAGACUCUUGGGAUAAAGGUAUCCCCAGAAUUAAUACCCUCUUUCAGAAAGACAGACAUACUUUGGCAUACGACAAGGGGUGGAGAAUAAGGCAACUCUUCAAGCAAUAUCAAAUUAUUAAGAGUAAUCCCUUUUGGUGGACCAACCAGAGACACGAUGGGAAGCUGUGGAAUCUGAACAACUAUCGAACGGACAUGAUUCAAGCCCUGGGAGGAGUUGAAGGGAUACUAGAGCAUACACUAUUUAAAGGUACCUUCUUCCCCACAUGGGAAGGACUAUUUUGGGAGAAGGCCAGCGGAUUUGAAGAAUCUAUGAAAUAUAAGAAGCUAACCAAUGCGCAGAGAAGUGGACUGAACCAAAUUCCAAAUAGAAGAUUUACCCUGUGGUGGUCUCCAACAAUCAAUCGUGCAAAUGUAUACGUAGGGUUCCAAGUGCAGUUAGACCUAACAGGUAUAUUCAUGCAUGGAAAAAUUCCCACACUGAAAAUAUCGCUCAUCCAGAUAUUUAGAGCACAUUUGUGGCAGAAGAUUCACGAAUCGCUAGUUAUGGAUAUUUGUCAAGUCUUCGAUUUGAAUUCGGAUCUGCUCGAAAUCGAAACGGUGCAGAAGGAGACCAUCCACCCGAGGAAGUCCUAUAAAAUGAAUAGCUCCUGUGCGGAUAUUCUCCUCUUUGCCAAUUACAAAUGGGGUAUUUCAAAACCGUCUCUACUCUCAGAUGAAGAUAACAUUUUUCUGAACAAUUUGGAAAUUAAAUCGAACAGUUCGAUAGCCUUGGGGUCUUAUCCCUACACGUCCAAUCAGUACUGGAUUGACAUUCAGCUCCGAUGGGGAGACUUCGAUUCCCAUGACAUUGAAAGGUACAGCCGAGCCAAGUUCCUAGAUUACACCACAGAUAAUUUAUCUAUAUAUCCAUGCCUCACGGGGGUCCUAAUAGGAGUAGACUUGGCAUACAAUCUAUACUCUGCAUAUGGAAACUGGUUUAACAAUCUCAAACCGUUGAUGCAGAAGGCGCUACAGAAAAUUAUUCAGUCGAACCCCUCGCUCUACGUGCUCAGGGAAAGAAUUCGAAAAGGACUUCAACUAUAUUCAUCAGAACCCACAGAACCGUAUCUAAAUACUCAAAAUUAUAAUGAGCUUUUCUCAUCUCAGACCAUCUGGUUUGUGGAUGAUACCAACGUUUACCGAGUUACCAUCCAUAAGACCUUUGAAGGGAAUCUUACCACCAAGCCGAUUAAUGGUGCCAUCUUCAUUUUGAACCCAAAGACAGGACAGCUCUUUUUAAAAAUUAUCCACACAUCUGUAUGGAUUGGACAGAAGCGUUUAUCCCAGCUAGCCAAAUGGAAAACAGCAGAGGAAGUGGCUUCCCUAAUUAGGUCUCUCCCUAUAGAAGAACAACCAAAACAAAUUAUCGUAACCAGAAAAGGAAUGCUAGAUCCGUUGGAAGUGCAUUUGCUAGAUUUUCCCAAUAUUAUAAUAAAAGGAACGGAGUUGAAUCUCCCAUUUCAAGCCUUACUAAAGCUGAACAAAAUAGGAGACCUCAUCUUAAAGGCAACCCAGCCACAGAUGCUUCUGUUCAAUUUGUAUGACGAUUGGCUAAAUACAAUUUCGUCCUUCACAGCAUUUAGUAGACUAAUCCUCAUACUGAGAAGUUUACACAUAAAUCCACAGCAAACAAAAAUACUCCUGCAACCGAAUAAAAACAUAGUAACACAGCCUCAUCAUAUAUGGCCCUCCUUCAACAAUAACCAGUGGAUUAAUUUAGAAGUCCAACUUAAAGACCUAAUUCUUAACGAUUAUGCGAAGAGAAACAAUGUACAUAUCGCCUCACUAACUCAGAACGAAAUAAGGGACAUCCUGUUAGGUAUGGAAAUAACUCCUCCAUCCAUACAGAGGCAGCAAAUUGCAGAACUAGAAAAAAACAAUUUAGAUAACAUAGAACAACAAAUGAAGGUUACGACGUCAAAAACAACCACGAAACAUGGAACGGAAAUGAUCGUCUCAACGUUAUCCCCUCAUGAACAGCAGACAUUCACAACAAAGACUGAUUGGAAAAUACGAUACCUUGCGAAUAACUCUCUACUCUUUAGAACCAAAAAUAUUUACGUCAAUAAUAGUUCACUAAAGAGUGUAUCUCAAGAAGGAGGAAACAACGGUGUGAAUACCAUCAGCUCCAUUAACGAUUACACAUACGUUAUUGCCAAAAAUUUACUUGAAAAAUUUAUUUGCAUUUCCGAUUUGAAAAUACAAAUUGGCGGUUUUCUGUAUGGUUCUUCCCCACCUGACAACUCGUAUGUGAAGGAGAUCAAAUGCAUUCUUAUCCCCCCACAGAUUGGGAACUACCAAUCUGUUACUUUGUCAAAUUAUCUCCCCUCGAGUAAAUAUUUAGAUAAUUUAGAACUCCUGGGGUGGAUUCAUACUCAGACCACCAACUGCUCCAACACGUCUAACCACUUAACGACUUACGACAUGGUUGCACAUUUAUCAUUUCUACAAGAGUGUAAAGUCAGGAAGAAGAAAAAAGCAGAUGGAGCAGGGGGAACCUACUCCGAUGAAGACAUCGCACCUGAGGAUAAUGCUAAUGACGAUAGUGGAGAGUUCUCCAAAAUAUGGGACAAAAAUAAAACGAUAAUUCUUACUUGUUCAUUUACUCCAGGUAGCUGUACCAUCAAUGCUUACAAAUUAACAGAUGAUGGUUAUACCUUUGCGAAGAGUAAACAAAAUUCAGCUGAUCUGUAUGCCUACCCGAAUGCCACUAAUCUGUAUGAACAAGUUCAGAUUUUACUCUCCAAUGUCUUUGUUGGUUUCUUUUUAAUCCCCGAUGAUAAUAUAUGGAACUACAAUCUGAUGGGUAUCAAAUUUAACAAUAAUCAAAAAUACGCUGCGCUGUUGGACAUCCCUCAACCCUUUUACUCUGACAUACACAGGCCCAACCACUUUCUCCAGUUUUCCCUGCUUGAUCAGCACGACGGGGAUGAGGCGGAUGUCGAGACGUCGUUCAUUUGA
Plasmodium cynomolgi strain B is the source of this 9111-nucleotide messenger RNA. Its product is annotated as pre-mRNA splicing factor. The transcript has 2 exons. Gene Ontology annotation, biological process: spliceosomal tri-snRNP complex assembly; mRNA splicing, via spliceosome. The record is from RefSeq and is a predicted model, not a curated record. Gene Ontology annotation, cellular component: catalytic step 2 spliceosome; U5 snRNP. The coding region runs from base 1 to 9111 and encodes 3036 amino acids. Lineage: Eukaryota; Apicomplexa; Aconoidasida; Haemosporida; Plasmodiidae. Gene Ontology annotation, molecular function: U5 snRNA binding; U2 snRNA binding; pre-mRNA intronic binding.